UUUCUAUUUUUGUUUAUAUUUAAAUCUACAUGUUUAAAUUUCUGUUUGCCUGUUCAUUAAUCUGGACAGCCCACGCAGGUCUCCUGACCCUGCCUUGAACCCCUGCUGCGUUAAUAGCCUGUCCAGCGAGCACGGGGCGUGACGCGCAGGUUAGGUUACCUGUUGUGUCUCGCCGCAUGCCCGGGACAGCUCCUGAGGUACUGAGCUGAAGUGGUCCUAAUUCUCGCCUCUUAUUGGUUACGAGAUAGACGGCAGACUCCUAGAGACGCCGUUGAUUCGUUGGUUCACCCGCUCGUUCAGCGGAUUUCCUUCACAACAGAGAGAAAGCUGCAGCAGAGCCGGUGAGCUCAAUGUCACCGGGUACCGGAGAGGAUGGAUUUGGGAGGAAGGUCGGUAUACAUUGUCGCCACGGGCCCAUGAAGAUGCUCACCCAACAACCCCAGCCUGCAGCACAUUUGGAGCAUGAGUCAAGCAGCAGAUGAAGUAGGAGCUUCUGCGCACAUUAACAAGCUCUCAAGAAGAUACUGCACAGGUAACCACUCCAUGGCUGCACCCUGACACUAUCAUCUGUUCAUCCCCUCUGCCCAAGCCUCCCCCCUCUUAUCCAGCUCCUCCUCACCCUGUGGCCUAUUUAUACCCUGGAGACUCAAAGCAGUCUAUUAAAGCCCACGGACCUGUUCAGAAAAAGACACCAGUGAGCUUAAAUUCACCGUUUAUCUUGUCUCUGUGCUCGUCACCUUUUCCUGAACAUCCAUAAGUGAGGGAAAACUAAAACAUCAGCAAAUGCUUUAACCUUCAGAUUACAAGAUUUCGACAAGAACACUAAAGGAAUUACCUUCUAAAUGGAAAAGGAUCACACAUUCAAAGGAUGACUGCAGUCUACCCCUCUGAGAGUAGCCCAGAAGGGGCUGAAGCUGGGGCUCAGACAGCAGGCUCUAAGGGGUCAGGAGCAGGUGGAACCACCGGGACCAGCUCAGUAACUGGGGUCAAGAGCUUGGAUUCUCAUGGAGACUCGGUCCGAGGUUCCAUUGGAAGCACAGUCGCUUCUACUAGUAGCAGCCAAAGGAACGCCCGCUGGAGCCGGCAGGACAGCUCUGACAUAAACACGGAUGAUGAGGGAGCCACCGUCCGCCGCCUCACUCCCCUGGAAAGGCUGAACCUGGAUAUGUGCCAGGAUGAAAGGUUGGUCCGUGAGCUAACAGUGGGCAGAAGAAUCGGCUUCUACAAAAUUCACGGAGAGCUCGGGUGUGGAAAUUUCUCCCAUGUUAAGCUGGGAAUUCAUGCUCUUACCAAAGACAAAGUGGCCAUAAAGAUCUUAGAUAAGACCAAGUUGGAUCAGAAGACCCAGCGGCUGCUGUCCAGGGAGAUCUCUAGCAUGGAAAAACUGCACCAUCCCAACAUCAUACGCCUCUAUGAGGUGGUGGAGACUUUGUCACGUUUGCACCUAGUGAUGGAGUAUGCAGGAGGAGGGGAGCUCUACACCAAGAUUACUACAGAAGGAAAGCUUUCUGACACUGACAGCAAGUUUGUCUUUGCUCAGAUUCUUUCUGCUGUUAAACAUAUGCAUGAAAAUAACAUCAUCCACCGUGACCUGAAGGCAGAAAAUGUCUUCUACACCAACGGCUCUUGCGUGAAGGUGGGGGACUUUGGAUUCAGCACACUGAGCCGCCGCGAUGAGACACUCAACACAUUCUGUGGCUCUCCGCCGUACGCUGCGCCUGAACUCUUUAGGGAUGAGCAUUAUGUAGGCAUCUAUGUAGACAUCUGGGCCCUGGGGGUGAUGUUGUUUUUUAUGGUGACAGGCACAAUGCCAUUCAGGGCGGACACUGUGGCCAAACUAAAGCGGUGCAUCAUGGAUGGGGCCUACGUCAUUCCCUCUUGGGUGCCAGAUGCAUGCCAGAGGCUAAUCAGGGGAAUCCUCCAACCCAUACCAACUGACCGCUGUACAGUGGAGCAGAUGAUGGGCUGCGAGUGGUUGCUCCCUGUGGACCUCCCGCAUGCCAUGGAACCCUUUAAACUGGACCCAUCCUACCUGGCAGAGAGUGAUCCAUCAGAUCUCACGGAGGAAGAGAUGGAGAUAAAGUCUUCGCUGGAGGCACUGGGAAUCACCUCGGAACACAUCCUGAACAACCAGGGCAAAGACUGCAGGAGCUCCAUCACUGGUGUCUAUCGGAUUCUGCUACACCGUUUUCACAAGAGACGGGUUGUCGAAAGCAUUCCUGUGGUCAAACAGGCAGUCAGACCCACAGCAACAAGUAAAAAGGAACGACUAAAAGUGUACCGCAGUUUACGGCAGACAUCAAAACUCUGUGCAAUUCUGUGACAAAAUUCUUUGCUCCGGAAAUUUGAUUAAGUUAUGGACUUGGAUGCAUGGAUUUUAUUACAAAUAAAAAAUUAAAACAAGAAUAUUUUCAGUCCAGUAGUAUAAAUUGAAAUUAUGGUGUAUAACCCCACUCAAGUCCUGAAAUUGGUCUUUUCUUAUGUCUCUGUAGCUAUGUUGCUGCUGUCAUUGUCUGUUUUUUCUUGCAGGGACAGGAAAUCUCAAGAAAUUUGAAAUGUUCUGAAAUCUCAUUUAUCCAAGUCAACAUAGCAAUGAUUAGAUGGCAUGCAGAACUUAUUAUUUGGGUCAUGCAGGCCAUAUAUUUCUAAUUCACACUUGGCCUACGCUUAGUUGUGUUGUAACAACAAGCCCUAUGAGAAUCAGUGUAGCUUAUUUUUAUGAAGAGACAUAAAUCCACCAUAUUUUGUUGAAAAAGUGGCGAAACAUGCAGUAUCUACACGAAAUGUGUUUAUGUCUUAAAUGUUUAAUUGCACUUCUCCUUGAUGCCUUAGUUUUUUUUCAUCUGUUUAUGAAAUCAGACAGCCUGGUUUCAUUGUACUCCUUAAUGCUUGUGAUGAGAUAGUAAGUAGAGAUUUUACAUCUUAUAUAAUACGUCUCUAUGAGAUGUCCCUGCUCUUAGACUGGCUGACCUCGGUAUUUUCCCUGUGGCCUGAAAAAAUCCACUAGAUGACAUUAAGCUAUGACGACCAACUAACAGUUAGUAGUUCACAUGGCAAAAUAAAAUUUCAGUUUGGAGUGAAACAAUUCUGGUAAGAGUUUGAAUCUUUUUGUCUUUUUAUGAUUCCAUGUCCAUGCAAAUGUGCUGAAUGAAAUAAAUUUAAAACUAAAAAUGCUGCUA
Molecule: messenger RNA, 3179 nt
Organism: Oreochromis niloticus (Nile tilapia)
Lineage: Eukaryota; Metazoa; Chordata; Actinopteri; Cichliformes; Cichlidae
Gene: nim1ka
Product: NIM1 serine/threonine protein kinase a
Exons: 9
Coding region: 869-2323 (484 amino acids)
Biological process (GO): intracellular signal transduction; microtubule cytoskeleton organization; protein phosphorylation
Cellular component (GO): cytoplasm
Molecular function (GO): ATP binding; tau-protein kinase activity
Source: RefSeq, a predicted model, not a curated record